Sycon ciliatum is the source of this 2926-nucleotide messenger RNA. RefSeq lists its product as uncharacterized. The coding region runs from base 37 to 2754 and encodes 905 amino acids. The record is from RefSeq and is a predicted model, not a curated record. NCBI's taxonomy places the organism in Eukaryota, Metazoa, Porifera, Calcarea, Leucosolenida, Sycettidae. Gene Ontology annotation, biological process: regulation of apoptotic process. The transcript has 7 exons.
UUCUCUACACUACAGCCACGAUGGACUUCACUUCACAUGGCAGUCAUGAAUAACGAGAUCAACGUUGUCAAGGUGAUGCUGUCACAUGACAGUGACGGUGUCACCUUGGAUACCACACUGCGUGACAGUGAAGGGAAAACAGCGUUGGAUCUAGCCAGGGAAGAGAAGCAUGAGGGAUGUGUGCAGUUGCUGGUGGAUCACGAGAGUGCGAAGGAGGCCAAACAGCUGCAGGCAGGAGAUACUGCUGUUCUGCGAAGUAUCAGUGACCUCGAAGCAGCAGAGCAGGAGGCAGCCAGGUUGGGCGGUACGACCGUCAUCCAUUUCCUGCACGUGGCAAUACUUGGUGCGGCGCGCGUUGGAAAGACCAGCUUGCUGAAGGCGUUGCUUGAGAAGAUGCACGAUGAGAAUGAACUCAGCACGCCCGGCAUGCGCACGUCCUACGCAACUACAAGCAUCUCUGAUGACUGUCGAUUCACCGAAUGCCCAGACAUGCCAGAUGCUCUGAGUCGACUCUACGUCAUCACCAUGAUGUGCAAACCAUCCACUUCGAAUCAUCCCCAAGACAAAGAGACAACACAAGAUGACAGAGAGAGAGCCCCAGCAGGAGAGGAUCCUGUGGCUGGGACCCAUGCAGGACCUAUGGAGGACAGCAGUAGCAGCAGCAGCAGCAGCAGCAGCGACGGGCCAGCAAUGCGCGAGGAAAUCCACAAGACCAUCGCAGGAUUUCUCAACGCAGACCGGGUAAAGUACAUCUCUGACCGGGCCAACAUCCCCGACUAUACCGUCAUCACAUUCCGUGACCUUGGAGGGCAGCAAGUCUACCAAUCCGUGCAGCCCCUCUUCAUGGCCAAAAACACAACCUUUAUUGCCACAUACAACUCUUCUCUGGACCUUCUAGAGACCCUUCCCAAGCUCGAUAAAUAUCAGUUCAGCCAGGAAGAAUGUAUCGAGCGGGCCACUCUACCGGCCAAUGCGACUCGCCUAGACCAGCUGCUAAGCUGGCUCGACAUGCUGCUGCUGAAUGCGAAAGCUGACAGCAGCACAGACCAGAGUGCUGCAGAUGUGUUUGUAGUGGGGUGUCAGAGUGACAUGUGGAAGAAAACCGAUUUGCCUGAUCCUUGUAAACUACUUCGAAAGAAUAUCGAAGGUUCGCCGUAUAAGAAGCUUGUCUGGAACGAAACAUCGUACUUCAAAAUCGACAGCACCAGAUCCACUGGAAGUGCAGCACAAGCAGAUGAGCUGCAGCGAUUGAGAGAGGCCAUCAUCGACCGCUGCCGGGAGAGCCAACGUAACAUCCCUGUUCCAUGGCUCCGAUUCUGCAUAACCAUACACACGCUCAAGCAGGAGGUCACGUGGCCUUGGAUUUCCUUCAAGGAGGCAAAGUUCAUAGCGAAGCAAGUCAAGGCUGUUCCACAUGACUGCAGUGACCGGCAAAUAGAGCUGCUGCUGAAGUACUGCCACGAAGCAGGCCACCUGGCGUACUUCCCAACUCUCAAGCUGAAAGACACGGUCAUCCUGGAGCCCCAGUUCAUCCUGGACUGUGUCAAUGCCUUUGGCUACAUGAAGCUUGACCGAGACAUCACAAUGCACGAAGAGCGGCGCUAUAAGUCUGGGUUCAUGACGGAGUCCCUGGCACGCAAAGCUCUCAACAAGAUGUUCGAGGGUCAGUCUUACUGCGACCAUGCUAAGGCGUGGCAAGCAGUCAGAGCAAGCAGUGAUGGGUUCAAGCUCAUUUUUGAAAUCCUAGAAUGGCUCUCAGUCCUGGCAAUUGUGCAGGAUGAGCACGAGUUUAUUGUACCUGCAAUCGUCCGGGACAUGGGCACGGACCCCCAGCUGCCUUGUUCCUGUGCCUACGUGUCCUUUAAGCACGCAGACAGCGAUGAGUUGAUGCACUUUCCCGUGUUCCUGUACUGGCAAUGCGUGGUGGAGGUGCUGCUGCAGUCACACAAUCGCUCGGCUGCCACGCUGUCACGGUGCAGCGUUCGCGUUCGCUGGAACGAUUGUCCAUGGCUGCACCUGCACUAUACACGUUACGGCUUACAAGUGUACGUCGAGUGCGAGGGCCGACCCGGCGGCAGCGGAAAGUCUACGCUGGAUGAUGUCCGGGCAAUCGUGCGCACAGUGCUAUGGAAGUGGAGCCUGCAGGUCAAAGUGAUCAGCACAUUGCCAUGCCCCUGCGGAGAAACAUCGGGCGAGGAGUGUUUACAGCAUGGCUUAUCUACCUGCUGCGCACCAAGCUGUGCGCACGCCUUGGACGCUUCCACCCUAGUGGCUGAAGACUACCCACUGUGUACACGUUCAAAGAAGCGGGAUAUACAGAUGAUCCGUGAGCAGGCCAUGUUCUGGCUGGGCCUUGACCAGGAUGCACGUGGAAGGCUGUUUGACCCGAGAUCGACCUCUCUUCCUUCAGAUGAGUCUCUUGACCAACAGCUCUCUGACAUGACAGCAUGGGAGAGUGACGUCUUCACAGAACUUCGGCCUGACCUGGUUUCCACGCUAACUCCAGGUGAUAUGCGUCGCCAGUGUGCGGCUAGGAAGUUGAUUACGCGUGCACAGAGUCAGCUAUUUGCAUCAAACACUGGCCGUGCAGCACAGAAUGAGGAAUUGCUCGAUGCACUAAGCACUGGUGAUGACGUAUCCUUCCACACCUUCCUUGAAUGCAUCCGUAACGUCGAGCCACCAGCCAGCGCGAGAAGGUUAUUGGCCAAGCUGGAACCCAUCGACAAGUUCCGGGCAGCCCGGCAGUACUGCUGAGGCCGCAUUAGCGUCUGCAGGAGCAUCUGCUGCUGGUCCAGUGAGUGCAAGAUUCACUGCUGUCACGCUGGCAGAACGACCCUCAUCGCAUGGACCGACGCCAGCUGGCCCUCAUCUUCCUGGCGCAUGCGUCCGACGUCCUCGAGAAUGCGUUUGCCCCACUGAGCGACGA